Eucalyptus grandis is the source of this 844-nucleotide messenger RNA. Its product is annotated as translationally-controlled tumor protein homolog. Gene Ontology annotation, cellular component: cytoplasm. Gene Ontology annotation, molecular function: calcium ion binding. The coding region runs from base 141 to 647 and encodes 168 amino acids. The record is from RefSeq and is a predicted model, not a curated record. Lineage: Eukaryota; Viridiplantae; Streptophyta; Magnoliopsida; Myrtales; Myrtaceae. The transcript has 5 exons.
UCUCCGAGUCUCUCUCAUUCUCUGUCUCUCUCUCUCUCUCUCUCUCUCUCUCUGGGUAUCUGCUUUUUUAGCUUUCUGUGCCCCAAAGGGAAAGAGGGAAUUUUCGUUUCAGAAGGUGCAGAAACAGAGCUUCAGCAACCAUGCUUGUUUAUCAGGAUCUGCUCACGGGCGAUGAGCUUUUGUCUGACUCCUUCCCAUACAAGGAAAUUGAGAAUGGCAUGCUCUGGGAAGUGGAAGGGAAGUGGGUUGUCAAAGGAGCGGUCGAUGUGGAUAUCGGGGCCAACCCUUCUGCAGAGGGCGGAGGGGAAGAGGAGGGUGUUGAUGACCAGACCGUGAAGGUCGUGGACAUCGUCGACACCUUUAGGCUUCAGGAGCAACCUGCUUUCGACAAGAAGCAGUUUGUUACUUACAUGAAGAGGUACAUCAAGUUGCUGUCGCCCAAGUUGGAGGGAGAGAAACAAGAGCUGUUCAAGAAGCACAUUGAGGGAGCGACCAAGUUCCUGCUUUCUAAGCUCAGCGACCUCCAAUUUUUCGUUGGGGAGAGCAUGCAUGAUGAUGGCACCAUGGUGUUUGCAUUUUACAAGGAAGGUGCUACUGAUCCUACUUUCCUCUACCUUGCCCAUGGACUGAAGGAAGUCAAGUGCUAGACAGGCUUUCUUGUUGGGGGGACUUACUAGAUUGGAAAUGGUUUUCUGUGUUUCUGCUCUAUAUAUAAAGAGAAAGGGUAUAAACUACGCUACGGGAUGCCUUAUUAUCCCGUCUUUUUGUUUAGGUUGUUUUUUUUUACUAAAUUUAGAACAUGGUGACUUUGGUUAAUUGAGAAAUAAAGUUUCGAUGUUGAUAU